AUAUUUCAAAUGCGUUUACUUAUUUUAUAUUAAAUUAAAUGUGUGAAGAGUUUGAAAGUUUGAUUAUAAAAUAUUUACGUGAUGCUUCAAUUUAUACUGAAGAUGAAUGCGUUUGGGAAAUCAUAGAAAAAGAGCCAUUUGGCAGAUGUCUGAUAGCAAAACGCGACAUACAAGCCAAUGAGUUAAUACUUUAUGAUAAGCCAUUGCUAAUAGGGCCACGCGUUAACAAUUAUGAUAAAAUAUUUUGCGUAUGCUGUUACAAGAUUCUCACGAAAUUGACGCUUUGCACUGCUAAAUGUAAAUUUCCAAUUUGUCACGAUUGUGCCUCCAGCAAGCAACAUAAAAAGGAAUGUGAACUGAUUAAAUCCUGGGGGUUAAAAGAUGAACCGCGUUAUUCAAAGCAUCUAUUUCGUGCCUUAACAGUGAUUCGCGGAUUGCUGCUGUCAAAAGAUGAUACUAAACUCAUGUUCAUGAUGGCGAGUCAUGAAAAUUCAUCACAACAGAAUCUUGAAGUCGAGAAAAUAAUAAAUGAGUUCGAGAGCUUGACAGCUGACUGCGUCACAAUUCGAACCUUGAAAAAGAUCUCUUCCGUCCUCAACACGAAUGCUUUCGAAGUGGGAAUAGCAUUCAACGACUCUGGACCUGAACAUAACAUUAGCCUUCGUGGCCUUUAUCCGCUUGCUGCUGUUAUGAACCACAAUUGCGUUCCUAAUAUACGAUACGCUUACGAGAAAAACUCUAUAAUGGCUGUGCGCGCAUCGAAAUUUAUCCCCAAAGGUGAACAAAUAUUUAAUUCCUACACGAAAUUCCUUUGGGGCACACAACAACGACGCGUUCAUCUUGCUUAUUCAAAGAAUUUCCUUUGUGAAUGUCAGAGAUGUCUUGAUCCAACUGAACUUGGUAGCUACAUAGCAGCUUUAAAAUGCAUUCGCCCAGGAUGUAAAAGUGUCAUGUUGCCAAAUGAUCCUUUAGUUGUGACAUCGAUGUGGGAGUGUAGAGAGUGCAACUUGAAAUUGGAUCAUGCUCGCAUCUCGAAGAUAUCUGAUAUAUUUUCAAAACAGAUUUUUCAGAAAAUUCUUAAUGAGCCAAUAAGUGCAAUCAAUCAUUAUUUAAAGGAAAAACUCUCAAACAUAUUACCGUCUUCCAAUCAAUUUACAAUUGAAGUGAAGCUUCAAAUCAUUUUAAGGAUGAAGCAAGAUCCUAAUUACGUGAUGACUUUGGAGGAUUAUGAAGAUGUCGAGAGAUAUUGUAAUGAUGUGCUGUUUAUAAUUGAUCGAUUGGCGGUUGGUGAAUGCUACGUCAAGGGUCUGCUUUAUCAUGAGCUUUUAACUGCAAAGAUGAAAUUAGUGGAACUUCGUAACCAAGGAUUUGAUAACGAUACCCGAAAAUACUUUGCUGAAAUGCUUCAAAAGUGUUGGUUGAUACUUGGAAAUACGACAAAGGAACCUAAAGACUUGAAAUCUCUUAUAAAAAAUUUCUAAUAAAU
Messenger RNA from Clunio marinus, 1486 nucleotides. The record is from the annotation of a GenBank genome assembly. Lineage: Eukaryota; Metazoa; Arthropoda; Insecta; Diptera; Chironomidae.